Molecule: messenger RNA, 1392 nt
Organism: Wickerhamiella sorbophila
Lineage: Eukaryota; Fungi; Ascomycota; Dipodascomycetes; Dipodascales; Trichomonascaceae
Product: tRNA modification GTPase MSS1, mitochondrial
Exons: 1
Coding region: 1-1392 (463 amino acids)
Biological process (GO): tRNA wobble uridine modification; tRNA methylation
Cellular component (GO): cytoplasm; mitochondrion
Molecular function (GO): GTP binding; GTPase activity; protein binding
Source: RefSeq, a predicted model, not a curated record
AUGUCGGCAAAUAUUUUGAAUACUAUUUAUGCGCUUUCAAGUGCUCCCGGACGAGCAGCUAUCUCUAUCUUGCGUUUAAGUGGGCCCAAGAGUAUCGAGGUCUUGAAUAAACUUCGUUAUCCGUCUGGAUCACUAAUUUCGUCAAUACCAAGCCAUAAAGCGCGAUUGGCCAAUCUAUACGAUGACCAGAUGCGGCUAUUAGACAAAGCACUGGUCCUCUACUUUGCUCAAGGUAAAUCGUACACUGGCGACGAUUUGGUUGAGCUGCACUUGCAUGGCAGUCCCGCUGUAGUGCAGGCGGUAAUGAACUCGAUUAAGAAAACGAAUUUAGCUCGAUACGCCGAGCCCGGCGAGUUCACAAAACGAGCAUUCUAUAAUGGCAAACUUGAUCUGUCGCAAGUAGAGGCAAUUCGCGAUUUGAUCGACGCAGACACUGAACUGCAAAGGCAGGCCGCUGUGGUAGGUGCAGAUGGACAAAACAGCAUCAGAUUUGCUGCAUGGAGAAAACAAAUUCUGGAAAAUACAAGCAUGCUAACCGCUUUGAUUGAUUUUGCCGACGAUAAUGAAAUCGACACCACCCCAUCACGCCUGAUCUCCUCGGUCAAGGCUAGCAUUGAGAAGGUGGCCCAAGAUGUUUCGACAUUCCGCGAUCAAGCCAGAUGCUCAGAGCUUAUACAGUCUGGAAUUCGCCUUGCGUUGAUUGGUGCUCCAAACGCAGGUAAAUCCUCACUGGUGAAUGCUUUAGUGAAACGAAAUGCUUCAAUCGUUAGUGACAUUCCAGGGACAACCCGAGACGUAGUUGAGGUUGGUUUAGACAUCCAAGGGUUUAAAGUACUGCUCGGUGAUACAGCUGGUAUUCGACAGUUGAAGGGUCGAACUGAACAAGAGCAAAUUGAAGCACUGGGUAUAGAAAAAGCUUUGGAAACUGCGAGACAGGCCCAUAUCGUAGUCGCUGUGCUGUCUCAUGGCCAGCACAUGGAUGCCAAUUUGCAAAAACAACUAAAGCUUCUUCGUUUGGAAGGUAAACCAAUAGUGACUGUCGGUAACAAAAGUGACCUUGGCGCAAUUGAAAAUGUCAAUGUCCAGAUCUCUUGCAAAACAGGCCAAGGUUUGGAUGAUUUGGUCAAAGUGCUGGGCAACGCGUGCCAAUAUCUAACUAUAAAAGGGUCUGAUAAUAUUAUAGGAGCAUCGCAGCGUAUUAUGGACUUGAUAGAUACUGCUGUGCUUCCUGGGUUGCAGCAGAGUGUCAGGCUUCUGGAUAACAACGACGUGACUCUAGCUAAUGCUGAGUUGCAGCUUGCAAUUGAAGGGAUUGGAAGGAUUACCGGUCAGGGAAUCACUACAAACGAGAUCCUGGGCGUUGUAUUCGGAAGCUUUUGUGUAGGAAAGUAA